AUGGCCACCACUCCUCAGCCUGCGGAUGACACGGAAGUGUUGUCCCGAGGGCUCCCCGAGCGGGGAGAGGUGACUCUGGAGACGCCCCAAGGCGGAGUUCCAGAUGUCGAACACGCGGGGUUCAAGAUCCCCGCGGAUCGUGUUGAUGAGAGCCGCAGCAGGGCGGGCUCUCCACCGAACACUGUUCCGAAACCUUCGACGGUUCCGGACUUAGGCGGGCAGCCCCUCGUUAGGGAGGGCGAGUCGUCCAUGCCGAGGACAUCCGACGCGCCAGCGGUGCCGGAUAGUCUGGUGGAAGCGCUUCAAGGCUCUUCCGUGGAUGACGAGCACCGUACUCUUAUGAGUGCGGUGAUUCAAAAGCGCUCCCCACCUCUUCUCCACCUCGCGCCUCGUAGUCGUACUACCAACCAACCCCGGCCGACGCAACUCCAGUCACUCCCGGCCUCCCGCGAUGGUCGCCACGGCGAAGAUCCCGCAGCGGCAGCUCUUCAUCGACGGCGACUGGCGCUGCUGAACCAUCCCACGAGGGAGCUCCAGCAAGGCCGCUCGGGUGGUGCGCUGGACGGUCGCCGACCUCGCGUAACCCCGGCGCCGCACGGCUCCGAGCACCCGGCGACCUCGGCGUACCGCAGGAGCGGACCCGACCCACAGGCGAAGGGUGAUCGAGGAGAGGGGAGAGGCCUGGGCGAGUGGACCGGUCCGAUCGGCCAGGGUGGCGACCAAGGAGCUGAGGAUGUCGAGGAGGGCGGUGAACCCCGGCGGUCAUGGAAAGGUGGCUCGACAUGUGUAGGUGACACUGCUCUGGCCAUUUCUGCGGCUUAUGGGAUGCCUGCUAUCACGAGAUAUCUCCUGGGCGACAAUGAGUUUCUUUCUGAGGGCGAGCUGGAGGAGCUUGAGAAGGGCGUGGAGCCUGCGUGGGAAAGCUUGGUUCACCUGCUCAAGCGCAUCGUCGACAGGCUGAACGUCGUUGACCACAUCAAGGCCGUCAAGGACUCGCCCGACCUCCGUGCCGCCGUCGAGGAUGUCCAGGUAGUCUCUUCUUCUGUCACACUGCCUGUGAUCUGGACGAACGAAGUCGUUGAUUGGUUAGCGCAUCAUCCGAUGAUGAUGUUAUCUCCGUAUUUCUUCUUUACUCCAUGAAUUUAUCCUGAUGAAUGCUGCUUGUUUUGCACAAGCUGACAAGGACACUAGCUAGAGUGCACUGCUGCUCCUCUUCUUGCAUGCAACAUAAUCUGAAAUUCAUUCAGUUCCACUGUGCGUAAACACUAUAGUGUACAACUAUCAACUUGUUCACUAUUCAGUUUGUCACCCAUUCAGCUUACUUACUGGGGCAUCUUUCUUGUAAGAGUUUACUUAAAAUAGAUUGUAGUUUCUUUCUUGUUUGUUUUGAUACCCAUAUACCUGCCCUGUAUUAGCUCUUUCCUUUUGUGCACGAUA
This is a messenger RNA of Triticum dicoccoides, 1437 nucleotides long. RefSeq lists its product as uncharacterized. Bases 1 to 1140 code for a protein of 379 amino acids. Lineage: Eukaryota; Viridiplantae; Streptophyta; Magnoliopsida; Poales; Poaceae. The transcript has 5 exons. The record is from RefSeq and is a predicted model, not a curated record.